AUGCGCAACUUUCUCCUCACAGCACUUACAUGUGCUUCCGCCAUCACUGGUGUGGUUGCUCACCCUGAGCGUCAUGACAACUCCAAGGCUCAUGCGCCAUCUAUCAAAGCGAGAGGCACAGACAAAUGCGCUCGCCACAUUGAGCAGCGCCGCGAUAUGGCCUUCAUGAAACGUCGCAAUGCAUUGGGCAAGCGUUCGAGUUCCAACGCCAAUCGGUUCAUGUACAAAGAGCUGCAAAACAAAACUUGCACUCUUGCCCCUGACACUAUCUUCGGUCCCUAUGACGUGGACGGCGAGCUUCAUCGCCACGAUGUGAGAGAGGGACAGGAGGGUGUCGAACUCUAUCUUGAUCUUGGCUUGAUUGAUGUUGAGACCUGCGAGCCUGUGUCAGAUGCCUGGUUGACUAUUUGGUCCUGCAAUGCUACUGGAACUUACUCCGGCUACAUUGGUAUCGACCCCGACACCGUCGAGCCAUAUGACGGCUGGACCACGAGAUCCGAUGGCACAACCGACGACUCUACCUUCCUGCGCGGAAUCUCAAAGACGAACGAGGCCGGAAUCGGCGAGUUCCUGACCAUCUUCCCGGGUUACUACUCCUCCCGCACUACCCACAUUCACGUCACUGUGCAGACGAAUGUUGACGAAGACGACACCAGCUACUCUGCUGCAGCCAUUCAGCAUGUUGGUCAGCUGUUCUUCCCCGAAGAGCUCAUCAACUCUGUCUAUCAGCUAGCUCCUUACCAUGCGCAUCUGGCUACCCUGAACCGCACUCUCAACUCCGAGGAUUCGCUUUACCCCACUGCCAACUCUGAUGGAAACAAUGCGAUCAUCUCUACCGAAUUGCUUGGUCAGACUCUUGCUGAUGGGCUGAUUGGAUAUAUCACUAUUGGCGUUAACAGAAGUGCUGCUGCCAUUGCUACGACAGGUGAACAAGUCAAUGUCCAGGGAGCUAUACCGACUGUCUCUUUGAGCGCUAGCGCCCAAGCUGCCGCAAAUACUAUUGAUCUGGCCCAGGGGUACAGAGCUAACGGUAUGAAGCUUUAG
Penicillium soppii is the source of this 1044-nucleotide messenger RNA. RefSeq names its product intradiol ring-cleavage dioxygenase. Gene Ontology annotation, molecular function: iron ion binding; oxidoreductase activity, acting on single donors with incorporation of molecular oxygen, incorporation of two atoms of oxygen. The coding region runs from base 1 to 1044 and encodes 347 amino acids. The transcript is spliced from 3 exons. The record is from RefSeq and is a predicted model, not a curated record. NCBI's taxonomy places the organism in Eukaryota, Fungi, Ascomycota, Eurotiomycetes, Eurotiales, Aspergillaceae.